GAAGCGGAUUUAGUUCAAACGGCAUUACACCACCUGUACUGCGGCCACUUACGACAACCGCGGUAAACUUUCACGGGAAGAGACCAGCCGCAGCCAUGCCGAAAGACGACCCUGAGACAGCGGCGCUCAAGAAGGAGCUCAACGAUCUCAUAGCGAAGGCAAAGGCAGAGCAAGAGAAGGCUGCAGAUGCGAAGUUGGCAGAAAAAUGCGGGGACAUGGGGGACAUUCCCAAGAUUCGGCUGGUGGUGAAGAAGUCCCUCAAAGGCCAUAUCAAUAAGGUUAACUCCGUGCAUUACAGCGGCGACUCUAGACACUGCGUGACGGGCUCCCUGGACGGUAAACUCAUCAUCUGGGAUACGUGGAGCGGCAAUAAGGUUCAGGUGAUUGCGCUGCGCUCCGCUUGGGUGAUGAGCGUCGCCUUCGCACCCUCGGGAAACUUCGUGGCAUGUGGUGGCAUGGACAACAUGUGCACGGUGUAUGACGUGAACAACCGCGACGCGACCGGCGCCGCCAAGAUGGUGCGUGAGUUAGCUGGCUACGAGGGCUUCCUCAGCAGCUGCCGCUUCCUAGACGACUCGCACAUCCUCACCGGCUCCGGCGACAUGAAAAUCUGCGUCUGGGACCUGGAAGCUGGCAAGCGCGAGGUGGACUUCAACGCACACGCCGGAGAUGUCGUCACCAUAUCGCUAGCACCAGACAUGAAGACCUUCGUAACGGGCAGCGUGGACCGCACCUGCAAGCUGUGGGACGUUCGCGCUGAGAAGGAGAAGCAGACCUUCUUCGGUCACGAGGCUGACGUCAAUAGCGUCUGCUACCACCCGAGCGGCAACGCGUUCGCAACCGCGUCUGAGGAUAAGACAGCUCGCUUGUUCGACAUCCGGAGUGACCAGCAGAUCGGGCACUACACGCCGCCGGGGAAUGGAGGCUUCACUAGCUGUGGAUUAUCAGUGAGCGGCCGAUAUUUGCUGGCUGGAUCUGAUGACAACACCAUCCACUCCUGGGACACACUAAAGGUGCAGCACACAGGUCAGCUGAGUGGACAUGAGAACCGCGUUACUUCGGUGUCAGUGGCGCCCAGCGGUAUCGCCCUCACCAGCUGCUCCUGGGACCAGAGCGUCAAAGUUUGGGGUUGAUUCCCCACAAUCACACCGUUAACUACUGUUUCAAUUACCAUCAUAUUUGGCUUGCUAUUGUUAUUAUAUUUUGAAGUUUAUUUUCUUGAUAUUUGCACUAUCCAUUCUGAAAAAUACACAAGAUUCCAGUAAAGAUAAAUAAAAUAGAAUAUUUUAAUAUAAUUUUGAUAGAAAUAAAGUACUAGAUAUGAAGCGUUCAUCAAAUUAGCAGUAUCAAAUUACGGACGUAGGUAAUAAGUGAUAAGGUUUAAAACUAAAUAAAUCGAUUCGCUAUAUGUACUAAUUCUACUAAGCUUAAGUUUUAUAAGAGGUAAUUUAGAAUUUAUUGUAGAAAGAUACUGAUCCUGUACGGUCACUGUUCUCUGGUGAUCUAAUUACUAUGAUAUUCAUGUCACUGUCUUUAUAACUGUACAUUAAAUAAAGAACAAUACACACACUCAUCUAAAUCAAUAUAUUAUGAUAAUGACUUUGUUGUUAUGUUUAAUAUUUGUAAUAAAUAUCGAAAUUGUU
Messenger RNA from Leptidea sinapis, 1643 nucleotides. It is a transcript of the gene Gbeta76C, whose product is annotated as guanine nucleotide-binding protein subunit beta-2. The coding region runs from base 96 to 1133 and encodes 345 amino acids. Gene Ontology annotation, molecular function: protein binding; signaling receptor complex adaptor activity. NCBI's taxonomy places the organism in Eukaryota, Metazoa, Arthropoda, Insecta, Lepidoptera, Pieridae. The record is from RefSeq and is a predicted model, not a curated record. The transcript has 9 exons. Gene Ontology annotation, cellular component: cytoplasm; heterotrimeric G-protein complex. Gene Ontology annotation, biological process: G protein-coupled receptor signaling pathway.